Molecule: messenger RNA, 1119 nt
Organism: Fusarium mangiferae
Lineage: Eukaryota; Fungi; Ascomycota; Sordariomycetes; Hypocreales; Nectriaceae
Exons: 2
Coding region: 1-1119 (372 amino acids)
Molecular function (GO): pyridoxal phosphate binding; molybdenum ion binding; catalytic activity
Source: RefSeq, a predicted model, not a curated record
AUGAAGAUUACUCAGCUUUGGUACUAUCCAAUCAAAGGACUUCGAGGCAUUCAAGCCGAGUCGGCCAAAUUAGGCCCACAAGGGCUUCAGUAUGACCGUCGUUUUAUGCUUUACAAGAUCGAGAAGUCGGGCGAAUUCAGCAAGAUCCAAUUGUCCGGUCACCCAGAAUGCAGCCUUUUCGCACAAGAAGUCGUUGGCGACAAGAUCCGGGUCAAGUACCUGAUUCCAGAAGAACCACUUGUGCCGUGGAAACCAGAGCAGGACACUGUCCUUGAAGUCCCAAUUGAACCGGAGAUCACUGAAUUGAGCAAGGCCGACGUCAGCCUACAUCAAAGUCGCGUUAUUGCAUACCGCAUGGGUCCCAAAUAUGAUGCAUGGUUCACCGCUUGCUUUGGUUUCGACACAGCGCUCGUCUUCAUCGGCGAUGGCCGGCGCCCUGUGCUGGGAACAUUCUCUCCCAAGACUCAGGCUACUCCCCCGCCAUGGCCAAUGCUGCUUCUCAACCACCUUUUAGGGAAGAAAGCCACCGAGGAUGAUUGGAUUACCUUUACUGAUUGUGCGCCCUAUCUGUUCACCACAGAAGAAUCACUCAACAACGUCAAAGCCCGGCUAUCGACAUGCGAUGUUGAAAUGAAGGCUAUGCGACCUAACAUUGUUCUGGAUGGCGAGACCGCAUGGGAUGAGGACUUUUGGGCACAACUGACCAUUAAUGGAGCCCAUCAAGUAGCUCUCACCAAGAUGUGCGGACGAUGCACCUCGCUCAACGUUGACUACUCCACUGGCCGUGCUGCCAAAGGGGAGCGUGGCACGGUACUCAAGAAGCUCAUGUCUGACCGAAGAGUCGAUACUGGAUCUAAGUAUUCUCCAGUCUUCGGUAGAUACGGCUUUCUAACCAGUAACCCCGGUGGCGAUACGACCAUAUCCAUUGGCGACAGUGUGGAGGUGACCAAGAGAAGCAUUGAGCGUACUGUAUGGGAUUGGGCAUUGGGGGAUCCCAAAAUCGCAAAAUACUACCAGUCUUCCUCAGAUACGAAGUCGAGCAUACCCAUAGUUCUAUCAUUCUGGCUGACGGCUGCGGCUCUGCUGGGCCUGCUACCGUGUUGGCUUUUACUUGCCUGA